This is a messenger RNA of Staurois parvus, 588 nucleotides long. The record is from the annotation of a GenBank genome assembly. Lineage: Eukaryota; Metazoa; Chordata; Amphibia; Anura; Ranidae.
AUGGAUGCUAUUCUGAAGUGCACAGAAGAGUCUAUGGGGCAAGAUUAUUACACCCUGUUAGGAUGUGAUGAGCUGUCUACGGUUGAACAAAUUAUUGCGGAAUAUAAAGUCAGAGCUCUUGAAUGCCAUCCAGACAAACACCCAGGAAACCAGAAAGCAGUUGAAGAGUUUCAAAAACUCCAGCAAGCCAAAGACACCUUAACAAAUGACGAAAGUCGUGCUCAUUACGAUUACUGGAGACGCAGCAAUAUCAAGAUCCCAUUUAUGCAAUGGGCAGCUUUGCAAGAUUCUCUGAAAAUGUCAAUGCACUGGGCUGUAAAGAACAAGAAGGAAGCAAUGCUGGAGGCUCCAAACAAGCCUUCAGACGGAGCACAUGAUGACAUCUUAAUUGACGCGGAAGAAAAGAACAACCCGCUCAGCAGUGAAAACGAGGAUUACACGUUGGAGGAACCUCAGGAAAAUAUCGAUUUACUGUCACCUAAAAGUCCUGAAGGAAGUCCAGACAUGACAUACUGUCUCCUGCGCUUCCGCUGGUCGGCCGAGGCUCCAUCUGACCUUCUUCGAAAAUUCAGAAAUUAUGAAAUUUAA